This is a messenger RNA of Mesoplodon densirostris (Blainville's beaked whale), 2613 nucleotides long. RefSeq names its product spliceosome associated factor 1, recruiter of U4/U6.U5 tri-snRNP (gene SART1). Gene Ontology annotation, biological process: mRNA cis splicing, via spliceosome; maturation of 5S rRNA. The transcript has 20 exons. Lineage: Eukaryota; Metazoa; Chordata; Mammalia; Artiodactyla; Ziphiidae. The coding region runs from base 136 to 2547 and encodes 803 amino acids. The record is from RefSeq and is a predicted model, not a curated record. Gene Ontology annotation, cellular component: U4/U6 x U5 tri-snRNP complex.
GCUCCGAGGCAAGCGACGGAAGCAGCCGCUCUUGGUUUCCAGCAACACGACACCGGCUGUCGGGCGACCCGGAAGUGUUCCCAUUUUGCGUUGUCGGGGCUCGGUGGCAGCCGAGCUCGGGGUGGACACACCACUAUGGGGUCGUCAAAGAAGCAUCGUGGGGAGAAGGAGGCGGCCGGGACCACGGCAGCGGCCGGCACCGGGGGCGCCACCGAGCAGCCGCCUCGGCACCGGGAGCACAAAAAACACAAGCACCGGAGCAGCGGCGGCGGCAGCAGCGGCGGCGAACGACGGAAGCGAAGCCGAGAGCGUGGGAGCGAGCGUGGGAGCGGGCGGCGCGGGGCCGAAGCUGAGGCCCGGAGCGGCGCGCACGGGCGGGAGCGCAGCCUGACAGAGUCCUCCGAGCGGCGGGUGAAGCGGGAGAAGCGGGAGGACGGCUACGAGGCCGCUGCCAGCUCCAAAGCCAGCUCAGGUGAUGCCUCGUCACUCAGCAUCGAGGAGACCAAUAAACUCCGGGCAAAGUUGGGGCUGAAACCCUUGGAGGUCAAUGCCGUCAAGAAAGAGGCGGGCACCAAGGAGGAGCCCGUGACCGCCGAUGUCAUCAAUCCCAUGGCCUUGCGACAGCGAGAAGAGCUACGAGAGAAGCUGGCGGCUGCCAAAGAAAAGCGCCUCCUGAACCAAAAACUGGGGAAGAUAAAGGCCCUGGGGGAGGAUGACCCCUGGCUGGAUGACACUGCAGCUUGGAUCGAGAGGACCCGGCAGCUCCAGAAGGAGAAGGACUUGGCAGAGAGGAGGGCCAAGCUGCUGGAGGAGAUGGACCAAGAGUUUGGUGUCAGCACCCUGGUGGAGGAGGAGUUCGGGCAGAGGCGGCAGGACCUGUACAGUGCCCGGGACCUGCAGGGCCUCACCGUGGAGCAUGCCAUUGACUCCUUCCAAGAGGGGGAGACGCUCAUCCUCACCCUCAAGGACAAAGGAGUGCUGCAGGAGGAGGAGGAUGUGCUGGUGAACGUGAACCUGCUGGAUAAGGAGCGGGCAGAGAAAAACGUGGAGCUGCGCAAGAAGAAGCCUGACUACCUGCCAUACGCAGAGGACGAGAGUGUGGAUGACUUGGCACAGCAAAAACCCCGCUCUGUCCUGUCCAAGUACGAUGAGGAGCUCGAGGGCGAGCGGCUGCAGUCCUUCCGUCUGGAGCAGGGCGGCGUGGCCGAUGGCCUCCGGGAACGGGAGCUGGAAGAGAUCCGGGCCAAGCUGCGGCUGCAGGCUCAGUCCCUGAGCGCAGCCGGGCCCCGGCUCGCCUCCGAGUACCUCACGCCCGAGGAGAUGGUGACCUUUAAAAAGACCAAGCGGAGAGUGAAGAAGAUCCGCAAGAAGGAGAAGGAGGUGGUAAUACAGCCUGAUGACCUGCUGCCCCUUGGGGACCAGACUCAAGAUGAGGACUUCGGUUCCAGACUGCGGGGCCGGGGUCGGCGCCGAGUGCCUCAGGCAGACGAGGAGGCCCAGGAGGAGGGGGAGAAGGAGCCUGUGUCUCAGCUCUUGCAGUCAGAUGACACCCGCGUGGAGAACAUGGACAUCAGCGAUGAGGAGGAGGGCAGGGCACCGUGGUCGGGGUCACCCGAGGUGCUGGAGGAGGAUGAGGCGGAGCUGGAGCUGCAGAAGCAGCUGGAGAAGGGGCGCCGCCUGCGGCAGCUACAACAGCUGCGCGACAGCGGUGAGAAGGUGGUGGAGAUCGUCAGGAGGCUGGAGUGUCGCCAGCGGGGCUGGGAGGAGGAGGAGGAUCCGGAGCGGAAGGGGACCAUCGUGUUCAACGCCACGUCCGAGUUCUGCCGCACGCUGGGGGAGAUCCCCACCUACGGGCUGGCCGGCAACCGGGAGGAGCAGGAAGAGCUCAUGGACUUUGAACGGGACGAGGAGCGAUCGGCCAACGGCGGCUCUGAAUCCGACGGGGAGGAGAACAUUGGCUGGAGCACAGUCAACCUGGAUGAGGAGAAGCAGCAGCAAGAUUUCUCCGCCUCCUCCACCACCAUCCUGGACGAGGAGCCCAUCGUGAAUAGAGGGCUGGCAGCUGCCCUGCUCCUGUGUCAGAACAAAGGGCUGCUGGAGACAACGGUGCAGAAGGUGGCCCGGGUGAAGGCGCCCAACAAGUCCCUGCCGUCAGCUGUGUACUGCAUCGAGGACAAGAUGGCCAUCGAUGACAAGUACAGCCGGCGGGAGGAGUACCGAGGCUUCACCCAGGACUUCAAGGAGAAGGACGGCUACAAGCCUGACGUCAAGAUCGAGUACGUGGACGAGACGGGCCGGAAACUCACUCCCAAGGAGGCUUUCCGGCAGCUGUCCCACCGCUUCCACGGGAAGGGCUCGGGCAAGAUGAAGACGGAGCGGCGGAUGAAGAAGCUGGACGAGGAGGCGCUCCUGAAGAAGAUGAGCUCCAGCGACACGCCCCUGGGCACCGUGGCUUUGCUCCAGGAGAAGCAGAAGGCCCAGAAGACACCGUACAUCGUGCUCAGCGGCAGUGGCAAGAGCAUGAACGCGAACACCAUUACCAAGUGAAGCCGACCUCCCUUCUGAUCCCCUCCCGACUUUAAUGUUAAAUAAAGUUCCCUCCUUAUUUUUUCC